CUUGCUUGGCUGUCAUAUUUGACGUUUCAUCAAAUUUUGCUAAAGUGCACACAAAUUUUUAACAAAAACAAAGGACCUAAAAAUAUAAAUUUAUUUUAAAUACAUUAAAAUACAAUAAACAAGUUAAAAAAUGGUCCUAACUGCAAGUAAUUUGCGUUCUCAACUUGUUGCACUUACCAGUUUCUCAGGAACUCACAAAGAGCAAGCAGAUAGGUACCGGCAAUUGCUGGAAGCACUUCUCACCAACACCGGCAAUGAACUCAUCGAUACCCUUAAGCUUUUUGUUGAAGCCAUUGUAAACGAACACGUGAGCCUUGUUAUCUCGAGACAAAUCCUGACGGACGUCGGAGUACAGCUCUCAAAACUUCCCGAUGAUAUCUCCAAAGUUGUGUCCCAUUUCACUCUUGAUAAAGUCCAACCAAGGGUCAUAUCUUUCGAGGAACAAGUUGCCGGAAUUCGUCAACAUUUGGCUGACAUCUAUGAGAGGAAUCAGAAUUGGCGUGAAGCUGCCAAUGUUCUUGUUGGCAUUCCAUUGGAAACUGGACAGAAACAAUACACCGUCGACUAUAAGCUAGAAACGUAUUUGAAAAUUGCUCGGCUCUACUUAGAGGACGAUGAUCCCAUUCAAGCUGAAGCGUUCAUCAAUCGAGCAUCUCUCCUUCAGGCAGAAACACAAAGCGAAGAACUUCAAGUAUUGUAUAAAGUCUGCUAUGCACGAGUUUUAGAUUACAGGAGGAAAUUUAUCGAGGCUGCUCAGCGCUACAACGAACUAUCCUACCGUUCCAUUGUCGAAGAAGGAGAGCGUAUGACUGCCCUUAAAAAGGCCCUCAUCUGCACAGUUCUAGCAUCAGCUGGACAACAGAGAUCUCGGAUGCUGGCCACUCUUUUCAAAGACGAACGUUGCCAGCACCUGCCAGCUUAUUCGAUCUUGGAAAAAAUGUACUUGGAUCGAAUCAUUCGCCGAUCGGAGCUGCAGGAGUUCGAAGCAUUGCUGCAACUGCACCAGAAAGCAAGCACCUUAGAUGGUUCGUCUAUCCUAGAUCGCGCUGUUUUCGAACACAAUCUUUUGUCGGCCAGCAAGUUAUACAAUAACAUAACUUUCGAAGAGCUCGGUGCUCUGCUGGAAAUUCCUGCAGCCAAAGCUGAGGGUAUUGCCAGCCAGAUGAUCACAGAGGGUCGUAUGAAUGGACAUAUUGAUCAAAUUGCCGGAAUAGUUCAUUUUGAAAAUCGGGAAGUUCUGCCGUUGUGGGACCGACAAAUUCAAUCACUUUGCUAUCAGGUCAAUUCGAUAAUUGAAAAAAUUGCAGCUGCUGAACCUGAAUGGAUGGCUAAAACCUUGGAUGGAGUUGAUUGAUUGAUCAAAAGAUUUGUUAUUUUUGAAAAUGAAUAAACUAUUAAUAUAACAGAAAAAAAACUUUACUAAAACUAUUAAACGUGAUUUAUUGUGUCGAUUAUUCACCAAGGCAACAUAAAUAAAACGAAAAUAAACGAUGGCGUCA
This is a messenger RNA of Eupeodes corollae, 1499 nucleotides long. RefSeq names its product COP9 signalosome complex subunit 4 (gene CSN4). The transcript has 7 exons. The record is from RefSeq and is a predicted model, not a curated record. Lineage: Eukaryota; Metazoa; Arthropoda; Insecta; Diptera; Syrphidae. The coding region runs from base 131 to 1354 and encodes 407 amino acids. Gene Ontology annotation, cellular component: cytosol; COP9 signalosome.